Messenger RNA from Necator americanus (New World hookworm), 1164 nucleotides. RefSeq lists its product as uncharacterized. Bases 1 to 1164 code for a protein of 387 amino acids. The transcript has 7 exons. The record is from RefSeq and is a predicted model, not a curated record. NCBI's taxonomy places the organism in Eukaryota, Metazoa, Nematoda, Chromadorea, Rhabditida, Ancylostomatidae.
AUGCAACAACAACACAAAACUAGCAGUCCCGAUCGAUGCAGCCGCUGCCUCACACCUCAAGUUACAGUAAGAGCUGCACGGAGGAGGGUCGCCGCGGAUGACCACGUGGGUGGUCGUGCGGACGCAGGACUGGAUGCCAGAGACGAGUGGCUGUGGCAGGCUGCCAGCAACAUCUCGCCGACUGAAGUGAACGAAAGCAGUACGGAACAAGCGAAACUGUUCUACUAUUACCGCGAAGCACAGAAAGAAACGUAUCGAGUGGAGUGGGCUCGAACCAGGAAUGAGUGUUUGUGCGGAUCGAGCCCGAACUGCUAUCCUCGCUCGGCUGACUCAUUGCAAUGCGGAGAAUGCUUUUCAUGCGCUUCGAUAGAGCUGGCAUAUCGUGAAAGGAACGCUGAGAUGGUCUUCGCUAUGAGCUCUAACCACAUUGCCAUGAGCAAAGUUCUCGUUCUCAUCGCUUCCAUCCACAAAAUCUAUCCGUCUACGAAAAUUCUGCUUUACGACAAUCUUGAUGAGAAAGAUAGUUUACUUCAUAAACAACUCGUCAGCGUGAGGAACUUACAAGUGUUACCGGCCAAAAUUGCAGACAAGUAUCUGGGACCAGAUUCGCACACUUCUCAAAAGAAUGUCUUUUUUAUGCUGGAUGCACUGAGUCGCUACGAAUCAGUUUUGUGGUUUAAUGAUGAUUUGGAAAUUUUGUCCAAAAAUCUGGAUGAAGUUUUGAACAAGUCCACAUCAACCAUUACCACAAUUGGUCGGGAAUAUGCGGCUUGGGAGAAGAAAAAUGCAUUUGUGUCGUAUUUCCCGGGAAUAAGUGCUUCUACGAAAAACUACACCUUGCUUUUCUUGCGUGAUGGUGCGCAGUCAACACUUCAAUGGAUCGCUAAAUGCGCAGCAGAACCACAACAACGAUGCUGGGAUUGUCGAGAUCACGUUGGUGAUAUCAUCGAUUGCAUGCCAGGAUUACUUUCGCGACUUGCGCUCGACACACGUAUCGAACACAAAGCGAUGCCGGUCGAAUCUGUCCAACAUCAACGGUGGGAACCGCCUGGAUGCGAUACACGUUGUAUAGUGUACACAUUGAUCUCGAUCAUAUUCUUUAUAUUUAUCGCAGUUGCUGUAGCUUUACUACUGUUUAGUAGGGCUACAAAUAAGUCCAAAUAG